Molecule: messenger RNA, 7073 nt
Organism: Rhagoletis pomonella (apple maggot)
Lineage: Eukaryota; Metazoa; Arthropoda; Insecta; Diptera; Tephritidae
Gene: Pcf11
Exons: 13
Coding region: 53-6424 (2123 amino acids)
Biological process (GO): termination of RNA polymerase II transcription
Cellular component (GO): mRNA cleavage factor complex; cytoplasm
Molecular function (GO): mRNA binding; RNA polymerase II complex binding
Source: RefSeq, a predicted model, not a curated record
ACUUUGGCCGAUGGCAAUUAUAUAGUUACAGCAACAAACGCUGGAUCGCUGGAUGCCGAACAAUUGGCAAUCACUUAAAAUGGAAGUAUCUGUGAAAACUCAAGAUGAAAAUGAAGCACGUGUCGCAGAAGAAUAUCUCUCCAGCUUAUCCGAUCUUACUUGCAACAGUAAACCAUUAAUAAAUAUGUUAACUAUGUUAGCAGAGGAAAACAUCGCUUGUGCACCAAUUAUAGUCAAAGUGGUUGAGCAACACAUCGCUAAGGUACCGCCAGAUAUAAAGUUGCCUUUGCUAUAUUUAAUAGAUUCUAUCGUGAAAAAUGUUAAAAGCACAUAUAUUCAUCUCUUCAGUCAAUGUAUAGUGAACAUAUUUUGCGAUGUCUUCGAAAAGGUUAACGAGAAAGUUCGUGAGCGAAUGUAUGCAUUACGGCUUACUUGGAAUGAAGUGUUCCCAUCACAAAAACUCUAUGCGUUGGACGUUAAGGUGAAGCGCAUAGACAAUAAUUGGCCAAUUACAGCAAAGCAAGCGCAACCGUCCAUCCAUGUGAAUCCGAAUUUUCUGAAAUCUGGCAACGUACAAGCCAGUGAUGUUGAGGAAAUCCUACAAGCUAAAACUCGCGAAUUGCUGGAAUUGAAAAAGCGUAAACUCGAGCUGGAAUUAGAGGCGACGAAAAAGAGUUUAGAAGAACAAGAUAAGCAUCUGACAAAGGUGACAAAUGGUCUGGUCAUGCCACCAGAAGCAGCGAACACAGUGGUCGGCUUACGUAUGCCUGGUGUGCCACCGCAGAUAAUGCCACCUGGCGUAAUGCCGCCCGGUAUAAUGCCACCACAUCACAUGCAUCCACGCGCUCCGCAUUCAAUGAUGGUUGGUGGACCUACAAUGCCACCAGGUCCGCUGUUUCAUCCCAACUUUCAACAUCCGAGAUCGCAACAGCCACAACAGCAUAUGCCAGUCGGUAUGAUGUCGAUGCCGCCACAGAAUUUCCCGCCUGUAAGCAGUAGUAACAAACCGAAGGUACACCCUGUAAAUCCCGCACUAUUGAACACUAUUAGGCAUCGAGAUCCACGCUUGGCCCGCCAGCAACAACAACAACAAGAAACAAUAACAUCGAUGCGUGGCGCAUCAAAGUCUUCUUCUCGCGCUGCAGACGAUUCGCACAGGUCCGAUAGCAAGUCGUCAUCGUCGUCCUCAUCGACGGCGUACCGCAAUGGUGGCGGGAGCAGCAGCAGCAAAAGCAAUCGUAAUGACGGUUCCAGCAGUGCUGGUGGUGGCUCGGGCUCGGAAAGCAGACAUUCCUCCUCUUCUGCCAGCGAGCGACAUCGCAAAGGCAGCUCAUCACGUGAUAAAGACAAAGAUAAAGAUCGUAAACGUAGCGAAUCGAAGAGUUCAACAUCAUCAGGCGGCUCGAGCUCCUCUGAACGACAAAAAAUCAUUUCAUCUAUGUCUGCAAAUGUGUCCAGCAGCCGCAGCAGUAAAAAGUCAACAACCAGCAAAUGUGAUAAAGACGCUUUUGAGAUUGCACCACUGUCAACAACAUUCAAGCGUAAAUCCUCAACUACGUCCUUGCCCGGCAGUGAUACAUCGUCGCCGCGAAAAAAGGAGCUGAAACGCAAAACACAUAGUACACAUUCGUCACCAACCAAGCAUCGCUCCCGCAGUCGUUCGCCAAACGAACAAAUAGCUGGUAAGAGCGCUGCCAGCGGUGUCAACAGUACUAGCAGUUUGUCGGAUCGGGAUGAAAGGCGAGCGUUGCCAAUAUUUCCACCUAAAAUUCAGUUGAAGGGCCACGCAACCGAUUCGGAGCACGACAUGGACGUGGAGAAGAGUAGCAGUAAAAACGCCGCUACCAAUGUAGAAAACAAAAACAAAUCUACAGCGCAACAACCAGCGACAACUGUUGCUCGCGAUAAUGACGACGAAUUGUCAACUACAACAACAGCAUCAACGGGUACAAUUGAGGCAGCAACGGCGGCAACGAAAGGUGCAUCAACAUUGAGAAAACCCGAAACUACUGCUGUUGAUGACGAAGAUGGCGCUGGCGCUGGCGGCGGUGGCGGUGCCGUUGUCGGAGUAGAUGAUACUGGUGUUAGUAGUAGUGCCAGUGUAAAACGUCACAUGAGUAUUGAUACGUCGGAGCAGCAGCUGAUUAAGCCAAAAGCACCACCGUUGUCGCCAGUCGCUUUCGAGCCUAUGGAUGUAGAUACCACUGGCAGCGAGGACAAAAAGCGUCUAUCUACAAGUAAUGUGGAUUUGGAGGAACCGCUUGCCAAGAAGAGUAAAUCAGCGAAAUUUGAUGCAUUAUUCGGUGAUGAAGAUGUGGAUUUGCGCACUGGCAUACCGCCACAGAUAUUGGCUGCACAGCUCCAGCAGAAACCACCGCGUAGUGCGAGCAAAUCACCGACACCACCGCCGCCGCCGUUUAUCACUGAUGAGCAACACGCGGAGAGUUGGAAUAAUUUGAAGACUGCAAAAACAACAAAAACAUCAUCACCGUUAAAGAAGACUUCAAAUCUGGAUGACGUACGCGCCAAACUGGCGAAAGCAACAAAAUAUAGCAAAUUAAAUAAAUCCGAAAAAUCCGCCAAAGACCCCUCUCAACGUCUUAAACUUUCGGAGACAGAAUUGAACGAUGACUCACAGGAUGCGAAUGAUGAAAAAAUACGCACGAUCGUUGCACAGGCACAAGAACUACUCGAAACUAAGUCCAUUAAUCAAGAUCAAUACAAGAAUCUCAUGCAGAAGGUGAUGUCCAUCAAUGAAACGAGCAAAUUAAAGGAAGCUAAGAAGCGUGAAUCACUUGGUGGCAAUGCAGCACACUCGAAGCAAAUUGACGACGAUGAGUCCGUCGAAGCGCAGCGUGCAGCUGCGGCGCGUGAAGCCGUGCUGAAGAAACGCAUUCCAAAGUUGAUUAGAAAUUCCAAAAGUGACAAUACCGCCGCUUCUGCACCGGAUUUGGGCACAAGUGCCACUUCAACUAGAUCACCCCUUUACGAUGAUCGUAGCAAUGACAACAGCGACAUAAGUGCGCCGGCACGUUCGAAGCCGCAAAGAGAGAAACGGUUAAAACCUUCUAAGUGGGGCGACAAAGUGGAUGGCGCUGCUAACGCUGGUGGGCCAGGUAAUCCCAAUCACUCCAAGCCAUGGACGAAGGGCGGCAUGAUGAGGCCACAUCCUGGUGGUGGUUUCCGUGGUGCGCCGCCGCCCCCCACUAUGCCCAGUAUGCAUCCGCAAAUGCCUUGGCAAAUGCAACUGCCACCCGGUAUUGCACCAGUUCCACCGUUUGUUAAUCCAGGCCCAAUGAUACGCAGCAGCGUGCCGCCACCGCCACUGGCGCCAGUGCUGCCGAUUAUUCCACUGCCGCCCAACAUACCGAAGCCCUGUAACUCUAUCGACAAUCCACAAGCCGAUUUGGUGCGCACCAUCACUAUUGAUGGUCUGUUAAAGGAAAUACGCAUCUAUGAUCAGGUCGCGAUUGUAUUCAUGGAAUUGGACCAGCCGCGUGAAAUCGGAUUUCAGGCCGGUCAGCGUUCGAUUAUCAUUGAUGAUGAACCGCCAAUAGCGCUACAAUUCAAUGAUGACUACAAAACUUUCAGCAUUAAUGGCCAGCCGCAUCGGUUGCGUUUCGGAUUUCCAUCACGUGAGUUGUACAUUGACGAGCACUGGUACGAAAUUUACUUUGGUGGACCGCCCGUAUCGAUACCCAUACAAAAUAGAAUACAUAUACUAAAAGCUGAGGGUCCGCCCCCACAAGUGAACAUUGGUGCUUUGCGGCGUGACUUGGUUGUAGGCAAAAUCAAUAUGAUUGUGGAUGCGCACAUCGUUAUACCGUUGUUCCUAGAUGCGAAGCCGCAAUGCUUUAAAUUGGGUAACCAAGACCACACUGUACAAUUUGCGGACAAUUUAUUGACUGUGUUACUUGAUGGCGAACCUGCUAAAGUAGAGUAUGGUGGAUUGCCCAAAAGUUACGUUCUUGGCGGUGUGAGUUACUUCAUCCGAUUCGGCGCGCUACCGCAAGGCUUGAAAGCUGGCCAAAUUGUCAUUAAAGAUAUGAUUUAUGUGAAAACAGAGCCACCCAAACCAGAGCCUAUUGAACAAAUUACCACGGCGCCGAAACAAGAGGUUAUUGAACCAACUGCUGAAAGUGUAAAAACGGAGCUGGAUGUUAAGACUGAAUCUGCAAAGAUUGAACAAGAUAUUGAUACAGCAGAGGUUAAGCCGGAGGCCGAGGUUGAGGCUCCCGAGAAUGAAAAGCCAGCGGUUGAAGUGAUUGAACCGCAAGUGGUUGGAACAGCGGGCAGCGGCAACUCGGCUAUACCAAUAUUCUCUGCAACGGCAUUAAAUCAGAUCAAUAUAGAUGAGCUUUUCCAAAAAUUAGUAUCUUCUGGCAUAUUGGGCGGAGCCGGUAGCGUCGUAGCGCCUAGUAACAAGGAUGCUGGUGUUUUGCCAUCAGCUGCCGCGCUUGAAGAGGAAGCGCCACAGCCGGUCGCCAUUAGGCCAAUCGACCUAUCCAAGUCGGAAACAGUCAAGACGCGACAAACGGCAAUUGUGGACACACUAUUUUCGGGCAUGCAGUGCAGCAGCUGUGGCGUUCGUUUUCCCCCCGAGCAGACCAUCAAGUACAGUCAGCAUUUAGAUUGGCAUUUCCGACAAAAUCGACGCGAACGAGAUCUAUCGCGGAAAGCGCAUUCGCGUAAAUGGUAUUAUGAUCUCGCAGAUUGGGUGCAAUAUGAAGAGAUCGAAGAUUUGGAAGAACGUGAGAAGAAUUUCUUCGAAUCGCAGCAAAAUGACAUUGAAGCUUGCGAUGAGACAUCAAAUCAAAAGUGGCUAAAUUCGCCAGUACCAUUGAGUUGUCCGGCCUUGCCGGAAGAUGUCGAUCGUGCAUGUGAUAUGUGCCAAGAGAAAUUCGAGCAAUUCUACCACGAGGAAACUGAGGAGUGGCACUUGCGGAAUGCCACAAGGGUUGAGGAUAAAAUCUAUCAUCCGUUAUGCUACGAAGACUAUAAGGCUGCUCUCAAUGCCAAGGCUGAAGAAAAAGAUGAGAAGACGAAUGACAAAGAAGCAGAUGAAACAAACACAGAUGACGACGUAAUUAUUAAAAUAGAAGGUGACGACCAGAGCGAUGUUGAAGAUAAAGAUGCGAAUUCCACCUCCAUCGCAGUGGUGGAAGAUGAUGACGAUGAUGUUAUCGUGCUGCCGAAUGAAGAACCCUCGGUGACGGAAAUCGACGAUGAUGAUGAGUACGUACCGGAGAGUGUACCACCACAAAACGCAGUUAAUGAGCCCAUUGACAUUGAUGACGAGGACAAUGCAGAAGCAGCUGAUGCAGGGGCUGACGCUGAAGCCGCGGGAUCGGAUGUGGAAAUACAGGAGCCGAAUAUUCCAUUCACAGACUUGGAUACGUACGUGGAAAAAGAGCAGCCAGAUGCUGAUGAAACCUCACAAUUGUCAUUUAUGAAUGUAAAAAUAAAGGAAGAGCCUAAAGAUGAUGAUGAUGAAGAUGAAGAUGACGGUUUUGAGGAUGUAGGCACUGUGUUGAUACCGCCUGAUGAGGAAAUUUCUAUACAGAGCAGUGAAGAAACACAAACCCAAACGAUUACCUCAUCCACGUCGGGCAUGUCGCCCACUACCGAACGGCCGCCUUCCUCACAAUCGCUUGUGCAAAGUGAUGCCACGGAAUUCGCCGAGGGUUCAGCAACAAAUGUAGCUGCAGCGCCAACUGAUUUGAAUGCCUCCAUUGACGGCAAUACCGGCACCGAAGACGAGCAUAAUUUGUCCACUGUUGGUCCAUCACCUGCGAUACCAUUGGCUAGCUUAGUUAAUAAAAUUAAAAUAAAUAUUGCUAAGAGUAGUAUAUCAGCAAAUAGUAGUAGUACUAGUAAUAACAAUAAUAAUAGUAAUAGUGGUAGCGCCUCAACUGCAAUAGCCUCCAGCCAUUCAAUGGGUGGUAGUCCCAGCAAAGCAUCAACCAUUUCUGAUGCGCAUACAGGCGACAAUAGUGACGGCUCUAUCGGGGGCGAAAAUACAGCGUCGUAUAGCAAUGUAUCGGCCAUAAGUGUUGUAUCCACGAUACCGGUUUUAUGUGGCGGCGGCACUAUGGGCGCGCGGACCACCACCGUUAUUCCGGUGUCAAGCAGCAGCAAUACGAAAAAUAUAGCUGCCAAUGAGGAGUCCAAUGUAAGUACGAUAUCUGUAAUUGGUAGCUAUGGUAGUACAUCGUCAGCGCCGCGCUAUUUCCCCCCGACCACGUCAAGUACAAUUGUACAGAAUAUUGCGAAGCGGCAACAACCCACUACAACGCCGCCACCGCCGGCGCAAGAAGAACCAUUGCCGCAUGAAUUGAAAGAGUCAUUGAAAAAUGUCAAGCUGACAAAAACGAAAAAAGUACAGUGCGGCGUCGAAACAUCUGGGCUUUGUUCCGUUAUGUAAUCAGUGCAAGCUAGUCGACAGGGAAGCAUAAAAGCUGUUUAAAAAGUAGAAAAAUAUUAAGCGGGGGUUACGUUUAUUCAUUUCACAUGUGAAUGUGAAUUACACCUUUAUGCUGUUGUAUAUACACAUAUGUUCAUACAUAUAUACACAUUUCUGUAUGAGGUUAUGCGUGCAAAUGUGUUAUGUAUUAUAUUCCAAUUUGGGGGAAACUGCAUAAAAAUGGGAAUGGAUUGUUAUUUUAUGAUAUCAACGUUUUAAAACUGCAACAAACAUAUUGAUGGUUUUAGUUUAAUUUUUUUAUCUUAAUUUAGAAAUGUAUACGAAGCUCUUAAUUUAAAUAAUGAAUGGCGCUUUUUCGUUUUUUGUUGGAACUCUUGCCCGUGAGCAUGUAUACAAGUACGCGUGUGCAUAGGCGAUUGGCUUGAAGCCAUGUGCGUGAUAGCUUGUCAAUAAAUAGGCGCGCUCGAUGAAUCAGUACUCUGCGCAAGACAACCAGCAACUUCACUUACAUCGCCACAUAUGAAAUAUUUAUACCAAUAAACAGAAAAAUAAAGAAAACUUUGUUAUCACUUACUUUUCCAUUAUUAUUUGUAACAUUUUCUUCGUGAAUAAUAUAUAAAUAAACUGCAUUACCUAUAUUAAUGGGAUA